AUGGAUAGUCAACCAGGACCAUCACGAGAGAGGUCUCCAGUAGUAACGAGGCGUAAGACGUUGACUGACGAACAAUUAUUGGCAUUAUUACAAGAGUCAGAUGUAGAUGAUGGAGAUAGUGAUUUUGAAGUAGAUACAGAGGAAAGCGAUUCUGAAGAGAAUUUAUUGACGGAGGCAGACAUACCCGAAAUAAGACAUAGCAUAUCGGCUGAGCAUUGGAGUUCUAAUCCAGUACAAGUCCCAUUAAUUCCGUUUAUAGGAAAUGCAGGGUUGAAAGUACAGCCGAAAGGGCAUGAGCCUAUCGAUUAUUUUGAUUUGCUAGUAUCUGAUGAUUUUUAUAAUUUUAUAGUAGAAGAAACUAAUUUGUAUGCUGUUGAAGUUCUUUGUCUUUCGUCAGACAAAUCCAGGAUAACUCAUUGGAAAGAUUUAACUACCGCUGAACUGAAAGUAUUUUUGGGGCUACCUACUUUAUCAUACUGGAACAAUACGUUUAAAUAA
Macrosiphum euphorbiae (potato aphid) is the source of this 498-nucleotide messenger RNA. NCBI's taxonomy places the organism in Eukaryota, Metazoa, Arthropoda, Insecta, Hemiptera, Aphididae. The record is from the annotation of a GenBank genome assembly.